Molecule: messenger RNA, 656 nt
Organism: Entrophospora candida
Lineage: Eukaryota; Fungi; Glomeromycota; Glomeromycetes; Entrophosporales; Entrophosporaceae
Source: the annotation of a GenBank genome assembly
UUCGUAGCUGAUGGUGUUUUUUUUGCAGAACUUAAUGAAUUCUUUACACGUGAAUUAGCUGAAGAAGGAUAUUCUGGUGUUGAAGUUAGAGUAACACCUGCAAGAACUGAAAUAAUUAUUCGUGCAACUCAUACACAAGAUGUACUUGGUGAGAAAGGUCGUAGAAUUCGUGAAUUGACAGCCUUGAUUCAGAAAAGAUUUAAAUUUCCCGAAAACACUGUUGAAUUGUAUGCAGAAAAGGUGCAAAAUCGUGGUCUUUGUGCUAUUGCACAAUGUGAAUCUCUUCGAUAUAAAUUAUUGGCAGGACUUGCUGUUAGAAGGGCUUGUUAUGGUGUACUUCGCUUUAUCAUGGAAUCUGGUGCUAAAGGUUGUGAAGUAGUUGUAUCAGGAAAAUUAAGAGCUGCUCGUGCCAAAUCAAUGAAAUUUGUUGAUGGAUUUAUGAUUCAUUCCGGUCAACCAAUACGUGAUUACGUUGAUACAGCAGUUCGUCAUGUUAUGUUAAGGCAAGGUGUUUUAGGCAUUAAAGUAAAAAUUAUGAAAGAACCCAAAGAUGAACCAAUAAUCACACAGCCUAGUUCUGAGGAUUUCCAAAAAUCAGCAAUACCACCUCCUGAUAUUGUAGCUGUUUCACAAUCACCACCUAUUGCUCCUGCAGA